CUGAGACUGUCAGCUCAUCUCACAUAACGUGCGCACGUCAGUCACCUCCUUCGAGCAGCAACAGAUAGGAGAGGUCAAGUGGUACUCUCUGCCAUUUCACCUUCGCCUCUCCUACGUGUCGUGCUCCUAUCCCUCGGACCGCGUAACUCGCGCCCAACUCGGACACGCCAGAUGUUCUCUGCUAAUCAGGAGUCAUGCCAUGAUUUUGCUUGUUUGCGCCGACUUAUUCAGUUUCCUGUCGCCAAGGUCGCCGUUGACCCUGACUCGACAGCAAAAAUCCUAGGAUUUUGAUUGAUUUCGCCUGACAGUCUCUUGUUUACCCAUCCCUGUAAACCAGACUGUGGACGUCACCAUGUCCAAGAGCACUUCAUGGAGCGGUACACCCUCCAUUAAGGGUUCCACCGAGGCCAUACGGAUGUGCCUGCUCACGUUCUCUUUGAUCGGUAUACAAUUCACGUGGGGCAUUGAGAUGACUUAUGGCACACCCUACCUCCUCCAACUUGGAUUGACCAAGUCCAAGACCUCGCUGGUCUGGAUCGCGGGCCCGCUCUCAGGCCUUAUCAUGCAGCCCGUGGUUGGCGCAUACGCAGACAGAUCAACCUCUAAAUACGGCCGGCGAAGACCCUACAUGAUUGUCGGAGCAGCCAUCACUGGUGCUGGAUUGCUUUUUUUGGGUUGGACCACCGAGAUCGUUGGGAUUUUUCUAUCUGAAGGACAGACCAAGAAAGACGUCACACUGAUGUUGGCUGUUCUGUGCAUCUAUGCUCUCGAUUUCUCCGUCAAUGCUGUUCAAGCUUGCGCUCGCAGUCUGAUAGUGGAUACUUUGCCCAUCUCGCAACAGCAAACCGGCUCCGCCUGGGCCUCCAGGUUGACGGCCGCGGGCCAUUUACUGGGCUACUUUAUCGGGAGUUUCGAUCUUGCUGCCAUUUUCCCGAAUUGGUUGGGCGGCGACACCCAGUUCAAAAAGAUGACUGUCAUAUCAGCCUCGGCCUUGUGGAUUACGGUUGGACUGACAAGCUGGGCUGUGACUGAGAGGAUUCGCCUUUCUGGUGAUGAGGACGAAAUGAGUGUCACUGACGUGUUGAAGAGCCUAUUGCGUCGCACCUUAAACCUCCCACCACGGAUCCAGGCUAUCUGUUGGGUUCAAUUCUGGAACUGGGUAGGAUGGUUUCCUUUUCUGUUUUACUCGUCCACAUUUGUCGGCGAAAUUUAUUACCGCUAUGAACACCCACCUCCUGAACCAGGAUCGAAGGACGACCACGAUGCCUUGGGCAACAUUGGCCGUUUAGGCAGCAUGGCCCUUGUAAUCUUUUCCCUCAUCACUUUCUGCUCCUCUGUCCUAUUACCCUACCUCAUCCAGUCACCCGUAUCGUCCAGUGAAAAGUUCACCCCCCGGCCACCGCCUGCAUUCACUCAGUCGAUUCAAACACUCGUGGUCAAGCUCUCCUCCCUCCAACCAGACUUGACGACUGCGUGGAUGUUGAGUAACCUGUUCUUCGCCUUCAUCACCAUCUUCGCGCCUUGGCUUCGAAGUUUGCACGCUGCCACGGCUCUCGUAGCCUUGUGCGGUAUUCCAUGGGCGAUCUCUUGCUGGGCACCAUUUGGUCUACUAGGUGUAGAAAUCAACAAGAUGUCUUCUGCCGGGGCCCAUUCUUCGAUCAAUGGCUCCGUGGCUCCAGGAUACACUGCCGUCCGGGGGAGUAUCGAGGAUGACUAUGAGCAUCGAACAGAACUCGAGAUGGAAGAGAGCGGAGUCGGUGGGAACUCGCUGCCACACUACCAGCAGCAUCGUCGUAUCGUGUCGGACGGGGUACUUCGGAUCCAUCAUCCAGACGACGACUCGGACGCCCACUCGUCUACUGGUGAACUGGCGGGAAUCUAUCUUGGGGUUUUGAACGUGUACACAACCUUACCACAGUUUGUUGGUACCUUUAUCAGCUGGGUGGUCUUCUCUAUCCUCGAACCCAGCAAAGCCGACCAAGCUCCCGGGGGCGAUGGGGCUGACAUAGACGAUCCAGAUCACCACAGAUGGCUGAACCUAACCAAAGACGCGCCAAACGCAAUCGCUGUGUGUAUGUUUGUUGGCGCGCUCUGCAGUAUAGUGGGGGCAGAGGCCGCGAGGAGGCUGAGAAAGAUGGAGUCAUCAUGAGCGGUCAGGUCAGUCCAUACCAGUUGGAUUAUUGCCGACUCCCUAAUUUCUGGUGAGUCUGCCUAUGCGGCGGUGGCGGUGACCGCUGCCAGGUUGUUGAGACGAUUUGUAUGAUUAUGUCAGGGCCGUAUGUCGGACUAUUGUAAGAUAGAGCACGCUGCGAGAAAAGAUACCCUGAGAAGAGAUGAGAAGCCUAAUUAGCACGAGUCACUGUGACCUAGACACUGAGUCGGGGUAGUACAACAGCAAGACACAUGGUGUUUUUUUAGUUUGAAAUUUCUUUUCGAUUCAAGUCAGG
Exophiala mesophila is the source of this 2447-nucleotide messenger RNA. RefSeq lists its product as uncharacterized. The coding region runs from base 353 to 2149 and encodes 598 amino acids. The record is from RefSeq and is a predicted model, not a curated record. NCBI's taxonomy places the organism in Eukaryota, Fungi, Ascomycota, Eurotiomycetes, Chaetothyriales, Herpotrichiellaceae. The transcript has 4 exons. Gene Ontology annotation, molecular function: sucrose:proton symporter activity. Gene Ontology annotation, cellular component: membrane.